This is a messenger RNA of Bemisia tabaci, 1664 nucleotides long. The record is from RefSeq and is a predicted model, not a curated record. NCBI's taxonomy places the organism in Eukaryota, Metazoa, Arthropoda, Insecta, Hemiptera, Aleyrodidae.
GGUUACGGAAAAAGUGCUACCUCUGCAGCGUUCUUCUGCGCUUAUCAGUUUUUUCAAUCGCAAUUCGCUAACUCGUGAGCGCGCGACCGCGUGCAUUUACUUUCUGUUAUCAUAACACAUUCUUUCAUCAUCUACACGACACAGUAUAGUUAGAGUUGAUUAUUCAAAAGCUAGCAUCUUGAGGGGAAGCAAAUUUCUUUCGUUCAGAAAUGUGAUGUCUCUUCGUUUUUUCGUGUGUGACUUCUCCUGUUGGUUUCUUUCAAUUCAAUUCGAAGGAUGCUGGUAAAUUCGACUCCUUUGCUAGUUGCACCCGUUGCACCUGACCUGACAAAUAGGAAGACCCAAUGUACGGAGAUCUACUCCGUAUCAAUGGAUAUUUCUGAAGAGCACGAGAAGUUUGACUCUUGGGUCAGGGACUACAUUUUUGAAUACUAUGCUGUUUUGAAACAGAAGGAGGAGAGAAGACCAAUCAUUCGCUGCCGUUCUUCUCAGUUGAACAUUCGUGGUGGCCUUGUUGACUUCAUAAAGGCUGUUUCUGAUGAGUUGCAUUUCACACACAUCACACGCCAUCGAGCAGUUUAUAUGAUUGAUCAGUUCAUGGACGCAGGGAAUUUCAUUCGUAAGCCAUACCUAAGAUUGGUUGCUGUUGUUUGUCUCAUACUUGCAGCGAAAUACGAAGAAAGCGAAAUGUCCAUCCCAAAACUCUCCACUCUUCAAAAAUAUAUUGAUGUAGAAUUUACUCGAAAAGACUUCAUCACUUUGGAGAAGACACUGUUCAGUCAUUUUAAGUGGCAACUGUCAAUACCAACAGGCGUGGAUUUUGCUGAACAUCAAUGUUUGUUCGCCAUUUCUCUGCAUGAAUCUCAAACUCUAGGGUACAGUUUGAAAAAUCUGAGGGCUAUUGUCCGAGGGUUAACUUACGACUAUUUGGAUGUCACGCUGUCAGAAAUAGGUUUCCUUCAUUAUUCACCAUCAAAAGUGGGUGCAAUUUGCUUACGUGCCGCCCGAGUAACGCUCAAAUUAUUGCCUUCUUGGCCAGACUUGUUGCGAAUAAGUACAGGAUACUGUGAAGAAGAACUAUUUGUCGGCUACAGGUUACUCAUGAAUAUACCUCUACCGGACCGUAAGCGGAAAAGUGAUUUCGGCUCUCCAGAAUCAGGCUACGGGUCAGGCGGAGAUGGUGAUAAUGAUAUGGUAACCAGUCCAAAUAAGCGCUUUCGAUAAGUGUAAGUGUCACAAAGAAUUGCUUCGAUGUAUGUAAUUUAUAUUCAUCGCUAAUUCUUAGAUGCACAAAACCUGUUUUCUGUUCAGGAUUUUGUCCAGUUAUUUUUUGUUUGUAAUUAAUAUUCGUUGAUUUUUCCUCACUUCAUUUUGUUAUCCUCAUUAAAUUCAACAAACCUAACGUUGAAAUAGGGCGGUCUCAGUUUUUUUUUCAGUAUUAUGUAUUUUGAAUUCUCAUGUGCACAAGUAACAUCACUCGCAAACUAUUUUUAGUCAGUCGAAACACCGCAUCAAAGAAUAUUUUGAAGAUAAGGUUUUUUGGACCCAGAGAUUCACCUAGAUUUGCCGAUACUCUCUCGGCAUAAGUCAAUUUUUAUUUUUCAACAACAUUUCAGUUCUUAAAGACAAAUACACUUAAAAAGCUGAAUGAUUCAGUUUUACGA